UACAUUAGUGCUAAUGAGACAAAACGUGUGUAUUUAAACAUAAGCAACGCUAAACACAAAACAUACACUUUUUGUAGUUGAAAGGAAAUAGUUGACUAUUUACAUUUGUCGAAGUAAAAAAAUAACGAAUUUUUCUUAAGAAAAUGAGUUUUUCAACAGACUGGGAUGUGAAUCGGUAUAAAGCCGACUACGAAAGUGACGAACAUUGGGAAUUAAGAAAGGCAUUUAUUGAUGAGCACAAAGAUAAAUUUCCCGAAUCUGAAUUGGUGUGUUUGGCACAAGUGUUUACAAACAUUGAGUUUCUAGGGUGUCGUUAUCCAAUGAAAACAAUGGAACGUGUUGCACUUUUAUCAAAAGAUGUUGCAGCCAAAUUUCGUGCAUCGCGCAGCAGUCGAUUGAAGCGAACGUUUGUCGGUGCGAGCGAUGCAGCUAGUGCCAAAGCCAAAGGCAGAAAACGAAAGAAUUGACGUGGACCUCAACUACAAGCUAAAAAGUCAAUCAAAAUAUCACAUUUCCAUCGAUUGAAAGUACGUUUCGAAUACCGAAUUUAGACAGUAAUUUAAAAAGACGUAAGCACGGCAAAGAUCCAUGGAGCACAGAAACUGGCGAAUUUUUCUUACAAAAUUAGCUCCCAUUAUAGAAAACAAUCAAAGCAAACCUUUACGAUGCUUAUCAUCCGAUAAGUAUUUCUAAAGAAACGGCAUAAAUAAAGACAUUUAAGUGUAAUAAGCAAGAGGCAGGAACUUCACGUCUAAUAACUAAUCAAAGUUCAAAAUGGUAUUCGAAAGACUUUCAUUUUCAUAUAUUUUCUUCACAAAAUAUAUAGUAUGCGGUGCAAAUUUUACAUUGUAAUUUGAAUAAAACCAGAAAAAUUGAAUAAAAUGGUCUAUUAUUAUUACCAAGAA
Contarinia nasturtii (swede midge) is the source of this 905-nucleotide messenger RNA. Its product is annotated as partner of xrn-2 protein 1-like. The coding region runs from base 144 to 467 and encodes 107 amino acids. The transcript is spliced from 2 exons. Lineage: Eukaryota; Metazoa; Arthropoda; Insecta; Diptera; Cecidomyiidae. The record is from RefSeq and is a predicted model, not a curated record.